AUGUUCACUAAUUUUCGUAAUAGUGAAUUAGGACUUAUAGCACUUGCUUUAGACGAAGAGGAAAACGAACGAAGGCAAACAAGAAGAAGAAAAUUAUGGAUCCACAGUGCCUGGAAAACAAGACCAGUACAGGGAGAGUUUCGAACACUAUUUUCUCACCUCGUAGAUGAUGAGACUAAGUUUUAUGAAUAUUUUAGGAUGACGCAGUACACCUUCUGUGAACGUUUAAAGAAACUAGAACCAAGGCUGAGAAAAAAUGACACGUUCUGGAGAGUAUCAGUUUCACCCAAAGAACGACUGGCUGUUUUUUUACGGUUCCUUGCUACAGGAGAUUCCUUUAAAACUAUUUCCUUCAGCUACAGGUUGGGAAAAUCCACAGUUGCAGCUAUCGUCCAUGACACCUCUAGAACAGUUAUCGAUUUAUUGUUAGAAGAGGUGAUGCCUGUGCCGAAUGAAGAAAAAUGGAAUGCUAUAGCUGAGGAGUUUUGGACAAAAUGGCAGUUUCCAAACCGCAUUGGAUCUUUAGAUGGAAAGCACGUAACAAUACAGGCUCCAAACAACUCAGGAAGUCUCUAUUGGAAUUACAAAAAAACAUAUUCCAUUGUGCUUCUUGCUCUGGUUGACCCAUGUUAUAAUUUUAUUGCAAUAGACGUGGGAGCGUACGGAAAAAACUCUGAUGGAGGCAUUCUAGUAAAUUCAAAUCUUGGAAAGUCAUUGGAAAACAAUACCCUUAGCGUCCCAAAGAGUAAAACUUUACCUGGAACUGAUGUUGAACUUCCAAUGGUAAUUGUAGGCGAUGAAGCUUUCCCUCUCAAAACAUACUUGAUGCGACCAUAUCCUGGCAGGAACUUAACAAAUGACAAGGCUAUAUUUAAUUAUCGUUUGAGUCGGGCAAGAAGAAUAUCCGAAAAUGCAUUCGGUAUAUUGCAACAGAAAUUUCGAAUAUUUAGAAGAAUCCUUCAGGGAGAUCCUAAUAACCUUACAAUGAUUGUGACGGCUGCGUGUGUACUGUACAACUUUAUUCGAAAAAUGGAAGGUUAUAGGGUGCCCGAACAGAGGAUGGAUCAAACGGAAACUGCUGAGGGAUCCGGAAGUUCAUCAAAUCUUCGAAACCUACCUCGAAUUCGUGGGAGAUCAACAGAUGCUGCAUUUGCUGUACGAGAACAACUCAGAAAAUUCCUGAACUCUCCACAAGGGACUGUGGAAUGGCAAGAACAUGUCGCCUUGGCGAUAUAA
This is a messenger RNA of Schistocerca americana (American grasshopper), 1236 nucleotides long. RefSeq names its product protein ALP1-like. The transcript is spliced from 2 exons. NCBI's taxonomy places the organism in Eukaryota, Metazoa, Arthropoda, Insecta, Orthoptera, Acrididae. The coding region runs from base 1 to 1236 and encodes 411 amino acids. The record is from RefSeq and is a predicted model, not a curated record.